ACACGGGCGGGCCAGGCACGUGCGCAAUCUAAUUUUGAAAGCCCAUUCAGCGCGCGGAUUGCAGUUACAUUUAUUUCCCUGAAGAUGCUCAGAGAAAUACAGCAGGUGUUGCGGUUUGUCCAGCUUUUGGGAAAGAGAAGACAACAAAGUGGUUUAAAUGUUAAAGGAGGGCUUUUAGUGCUUGUGUGGACGGAAACAGGACCUUCUGUUCAAAGUCUAAACUGCGCUGUUGCAGCUGCUGGUCCGUGGUGCAUAGGGAUUAACAUGAAAGCACUCCAACCUGAUCUGAAGGAGUGCAUGUUUCCCUGUGCGUGUCCUUGUCUUCCGCCUGACCCUGAGGAGCUGUGUGCCUUCACUGACCUGUAUGGGUCCCUCAGAUUACUCCUGACUUUUCAGAUGAAAGAUGCGAGUCCAGAGUGGUGUGCUCGUAUAGAAACGUUCCUACACACGUACAGUUUGGCUAACGCAAAGAUUAAAAUCCACUUCAAAUUCAAAUUCAGUCAGCAGACCUUCCAGCGAGACUUUAGUGUGAAGAUCAAGAAUAAAGCGGGGGGAAACCAACGGUCACUGAUCUUGGAUGUUACCUGUAGAACACAGCCUCCAGAGUGUGUGAAGAAAGGCUGCUGGUGUCAGGGAGGACACCCGGUCCUUGGAGACCGAUUGCCACUCAGUAUCCCACCUGCAGCCAUGGACCAGGGCCUGUUUGGGGAGCUCAGCAUCCAGGCUGUCACACUCCUGAGCCCCUGUGUACUGCAGUACCCCAAUCUGCCAACACAACUCACUCACAUACAAGUGUUGGUAUACGGACCCAGUAAUGUUCCAGUCACAGGCCCCUCCACCUUCUUCCAGAACCUCCCUGCUCAUCUGGACUGUCAGGAAGUGGGUCUGCACGGUCUUCACUGCUCCUCCUUUAAAGAUCUUGUGCACAGCGGGGGCACUGUGUACACAGUAGAGCAAGAAAACUGUGAGGAUCCAGAGCAAGAAUCAAGUCCUGCCCCAAUACGGCAAAGUCUCCUGCUUUACAUCUUCCUGCAGCACAGUGACCCCUUCACCUACCAGCUCUCUGAUAUGAUGGCCACAGAGGUGCUGAUAGAGCGCCACCUGGAGGAUAUUCUGAACAACAACAAGCAGGCAGUCACAAAAGCCGUUCAGACUGAGCUCAAGAACACACUGAAAGCCCAAAACCAAAGAAAAAAGAACCAACAGAAGAUGCGUUCAGCUGCUGAGGUGAUUCUCGGUUCGUCCCUCAGUAUUGUGAGCUCCAGCAGUAACAUGGACUUCAGAAACGCCUGUCUGCACAGCAUGAAGAUGAGCGACACUUACGACCUCUCUGCCUCCCUCCGUGAAUCACUGAGGAGGGUGACAUCUUGGAAAUUCACUCCAAAGAACAUUUGCUACUCAGCUCAGGUGGAAGAAUAUCCUGAGAGUGAUGAGCCCACCAGAACUGAAAUCUGAACAUGUCUGCAUGUUGUAAAUGUGGUGUUGAUGGACAUAGCUAUUUAACCUUUAAUUUGAAAAAAGAAAUGCUUUGUUCUUAUCAUAGUUUGUGUGUAACAUCAAAUGUUCUUUUUUAAGGUUUACAUUGAACUGAAUUUCUGAUUUGAGAUAAUCCUUUGUUUGUUUUUUUUGUUGAUUAUGUACCCUAAAAUAAAUAAUAUGUAA
Messenger RNA from Cottoperca gobio, 1662 nucleotides. It is a transcript of the gene top6bl, whose product is annotated as TOP6B like initiator of meiotic double strand breaks. Gene Ontology annotation, biological process: meiotic DNA double-strand break formation. Bases 85 to 1455 code for a protein of 456 amino acids. The record is from RefSeq and is a predicted model, not a curated record. Lineage: Eukaryota; Metazoa; Chordata; Actinopteri; Perciformes; Bovichtidae. The transcript has 14 exons.